Messenger RNA from Eufriesea mexicana, 574 nucleotides. RefSeq names its product lipopolysaccharide-induced tumor necrosis factor-alpha factor homolog. Gene Ontology annotation, molecular function: zinc ion binding. The record is from RefSeq and is a predicted model, not a curated record. The transcript is spliced from 4 exons. Lineage: Eukaryota; Metazoa; Arthropoda; Insecta; Hymenoptera; Apidae. Bases 128 to 481 code for a protein of 117 amino acids.
AUGAAUUUAACGCAUGUGAUCCGACACAACUGAAGUCAGUAGUUGAGUUUCAACAUUCUGCGUUGACAGUCGAUCGAUAACUUGCGUACAUAAUCGCCACAGCUGCAACAGAAAAAAUUAAAUUAUAAUGGAGAAAGGUAUGCCACCACCACCACCGCCUGGUUACGGUCCCCCACCACCUGGUUUCGGUCCCCCACCACCUAGUUACGAUCCCCCACCAUCAUCAGGACAACCACAUGUCGUCGUCGUAAAUCCGCAAUUUGGUCCUCAACCGCAACAUUUAAGAUGUCCUCAUUGUCAAACAGAAAUUGUAACUGAAAUAAGAACUGAAGCAAACAUGAAAACUCAUUUUAUUGCACUUGCUCUUUGUGCUUUUGGAUUGUGGUGUUGUGCUCCUUGUCCUUAUUGCAUUGACAGCUGUUUGGUGCCGAAACACUAUUGUCCUUCUUGUCACACAUAUUUAGGAGAAGGAAAAAAUUAAUUCUAUUAAAAAUAAGAGAUUGUCAAUAACUCUUCGUGAUAUAUUCAAUAUUACCUAUAAUUUAAUCAAUAACGAUGUUAUCACUAAAUGCAC